GUUGUUGCACGGGCAGUGGAGCAGCAGUAACCGAUCCCAGCUGCCGCCGUGGGGGGAAUAAGAGCUAUUCCCGUCCCCCUUGGGUUGGUCACGUGUCCUUGGGGAGCGUUUAGAUUUGGCACCACGUUCCGAGAAGAGGGAAGCGCACCGUUGCGCACAUCCGAGUUGGACAGCAACAUCUUAAGCACGCGUUAAUGGUCCGGCGGCGAAUCAAGAAGAUCAGUUUUGUUUAGGGGCGUAGUCAUAAUCACUCCACCGUGGUGUGUGAAACCAAUUCCCUCAGCACAGACACAACGUGUGUGAUCCAUCUGUCUCUCACUCGUCCAAACUUCUGCGCUUUCCAACUGUGAUCCUUACUGCGAGCUGCACGUUGUUGCCCGCCACUGCUACAAGUCGACGACCAGAGCUGUCACGGUGAACUGAGCCCAGUGUCGUCCACAGUGGAACUGUUCAAUCGCUAACUAGGCUGCCUCCAAGCCCACAGGUAAUUGGCCAGCUUUCGUGGGUUUUGAUGUCACCUCUAGAUUGGUUUCACUGAAGAUGGAAACACUGGAGUCUGAGCUGACCUGCCCGAUCUGCCUGGAGUUGUUUGAAGAUCCCCUGCUCUUGCCCUGUGCCCACAGCCUGUGCUUUAACUGCGCCCACCGCAUCCUGGUGUCUCACUGCUCCACCAGCAAGCCCCUCGAGUCCAUAUCGGCCUUUCAGUGCCCCACCUGUCGUUACGUCAUCACGCUGAAUCACCGCGGCCUGGAGGGCCUUAAGCGCAAUGUGACGCUGCAGAACAUCAUUGACCGCUUUCAAAAGGCCUCCCUUAGCGGCCCCAAUUCUCCGACCGAGAGCCGGCGCCUGCAGCCGCCGCAGCGUCCCUACACCGCCACCAUUAGCGGGACAAUAGCUGGAACGAUUGGCGGCGGUGGUGGUGGCACAAGUGGAAGCAGCGCCCGCAGCAGCCCGGCCACUUCCAGCCACUCCCACCCACACGCCAACCACACCAAUCACACUAAUCACGCCAACCACACCAACGCUAACCACAGCCCGGCUGUUGUUGCGAAAAUGGAUCCACGCAUCAGCUGCCAGUUCUGUGAGCAGGAUCCACCGCGUGAGGCCGUGAAGACGUGUGUCACAUGUGAGGUGUCGUACUGCGACCGCUGCCUCCGUGCAACGCACCCCAACAAGAAGCCGUUCACCAGCCAUCGCCUGGUGGAGCCAGUGCCGGACACCCACAUCCGUGGCCUGACCUGCCUGGAGCACGAGAACGAGAAGGUCAACAUGUACUGCUUGGUGGACGACCAGCUCAUUUGUGCCCUCUGCAAGCUGGUGGGGCGCCACCGAGAGCACCAGGUGUCCUCGCUCACCGAGCGCUUUGAUAAGCUCAAGGCUUAUCAGGUGAGCCCGGGCAGAGUGUCAGAUGCGGUAAUGGAGGCUUCAAAGACAAGCGCUGCGCAAACCCUGGAGAACAACCUGACCAACCUGGUGAAGAGGAACAGCGAGCUGGAGAACCAAAUGGCAAAGCUCAUCCAGAUCUGUCAACAGGUUGAGGUGAACACAGCCAUGCAUGAGGCCAAGCUGGUGGAGGAGUGUGAUGAGCUUGUGGAGAUCAUCCGCCAGAGAAAACAGGUCAUUGCCGUGAAGAUCAAAGAAUCUAAGGUGAUGAAACUGCGUAAAUUGGCACAGCAGAUUGCAAACUGUCGCCAGUGUCUGGAGCGCUCCAGUGCCCUCAUCACACAGGCCGAACAGAGCCUGAAGGAGAACGACCAUGCCCGCUUCCUCCAGACCGCUCGAAAUGUAGCAGAAAGGGUUGCCAUGGCGACGGCCUCCUCCCAGGUACUCAUCCCUGACGUCAACCUGAACGAAGCGUUUGACAACUUUGCCCUGGACUUUUCCCGAGAGAAGAAGAUCCUGGAAGGACUUGAUUACCUAACAGCUCCCAACCCACCAUCCAUAAGAGACGAGCUGUGCACCGCCUCUCAUGACACCAUCACCGUUCACUGGACGUCCGAGGACGAGUUCAGCGUCACCUCCUACGAGCUGCAGUACACCAUUUACACUGGGCAGACAAAUUUCAUCAGUUUGUACAACUCUGCAGACAGCUGGAUGAUCGUACCUAACAUCAAGCAGAACCACUACACUGUCCACGGCUUGCAGAGUGGUACCCGUUACAUCUUCUUUGUCAAGGCUAUCAACCAGGCAGGAAGCCGCAACAGUGAGCCAGCCCGCCUCAAAACCAACAGUCAACCCUUCAAGUUGGACCCAAAGACAGCCCACAAGAAACUGCGUCUGUCCAAUGACUGUCUGACAAUGGAGAAGGACGAGAGCUCGCUGAAAAAGAGCCAUACCCCGGAGCGCUUCAGCGGCACGGGCUCAUACGGGGCAGCGGGUAAUGUCUUCAUUGACAGCGGGUGCCACUACUGGGAGGUGCUGCUUGGAGCGUCCACAUGGUAUGCCAUCGGCGUAGCUUACAAAUCAGCCCCAAAAAACGAGUGGAGCGGCAAAAACUCAUCCUCAUGGGUGUUCUCUCGCUGCAACAACAACUUUAUGGUGCGCCACGAUGGCAAGGAGAUGCUGGUGGAGGCAAGCCUACAGCUGAGGCGGCUGGGUGUCCUGCUGGACUACGACAACAAUUCACUGUCCUUCCAUGAUGCCAUGAACUCCCAGCACAUUCACACCUUUGAAGUCUCCUUCCUCCUGCCUGUUGUUCCUUCUUUCAUGAUCUGGAAUAAGUCAGUCAUGAUUCUCUCAGGGCUACCUGUUCCCGACUUUGUUGAUGGUUUGGCCUCCGAUCUUCAAGAGCAGCAACAGCAGCAGAUGGGCCUUUGCCGACAAGAGUCACCAUACUUGACUGGGAUGAAGACCUGCCACUGAGAAAAGCCCAUGAAUGGCCGAGCAGAGUCCACUCAGGCCUAGGGACAUUGACAGUGUUCUGCUGUAUCCUCUGCAUUAAUAGAGGACCAGUUACUUUCUUAUGAGUUAAGAAAGUGUUGGAGAUAUGCACACCAGUCUGGAAAAAUGUCAGUCCUGUUAGUUUGUUGCUAUCCAAAGCUUUGCAGAUCCAUCAGUAAAUAGGAACGAGGUAUCUUGACUACAAAUGACAUUAGACAUAACAUUCACAAGAUGCCCUGGAGUCAGUGAGGGCAGGGAUGGACACCUGGGUUUAUGACCAUUUAAGGUCUGCCUUUCUGAUCUAUCUUCCACCCGAUUCGACCCUAGGCAGAUGAUCAAGGAGGGACUGUUAACAUCAGUCAUUUAGAGUUUGAAGUUACAACAUGUGAAUAGUGAAAUAAUAUGUCCUAUGCAGUAAAUUCCAAAAAAGGACGCUCAACAAUGCAGAGGUAAAAUAAAUGGUGAUUCUUCCUCUGACUACAGAUAUUAAAUCUUUAUUCAAAAUGUACAUGUUUGUUUCUUAACAAAGAGAUGUAGCAUGUCCUGUGAACUAUAUUUGACAAAAAGCAACAUUUACUUUUAAACAAAUUAGUGGCUUUAGGAGUCGUUUGAAGUUUUCUUGCUGAGAGUUAGAUCAUAAGAUCACUACCACUCACAUGUGUAUACAAAAUAUGAAGCUAGACCUUGCAGUUUAGCAUAGCGAAAAGUUUACAAAAAUUAAACACAUUUCAUAUAAUAUGUUCAUUCCCAAGCUUUAGACAUGCUUCAUAUUUAGCAUGAGUGGUAUUAUCUUACUUUCCACAAGAAAGCAUACAAACAUUUGUCUGAAGCAUUUCUUCCUUUAGAUGUUGAUGUGCCAUUUUGAGUCAACUUUAUUGUGUGAAGUACACGCUACCAUCAUGCUAGCACAACUACAAGCUAGCUGGGCACGUUUUGUGAUAUACCGCAUCACUGUUCAUGUGUUGUACCAUUAGUAGCUUUAAGUGGUCAUUGCUUUAGUCUCUUCCUUGAUCUUCCUCCUAUAUUUGACACACAGUCUUGUUUAUGUUGCCCGCUGUAGCUUCGCAAGUUUCAGGAUGAAUUAACGUUGUUCCCAGAUACUGAUAUGAUUACAGGGGGCAGAUUUGCAUCAUGUGACUACUCAUCUUGUAAAAUAAGAGGUUUAUUGAAUAUAAGAGAAAAAAAGUGUUAUUUAUGACAAAAAAGAUGAUUUACUUUAUAUCAGCAUAUUCAUGAUGCACUUUUUCAUUGGCACUAUUUCCCCUCUAUGAGUGUUAUGUAGAUGGAGCUGCGUGACAGGGAUUUAAUGGGGAGGGAAAGUGACAACUUUCACAGCGGCUGUUUGUGUUCACUCUGAAAACAUGAACAUCAAUUUUUUUUCAUUUAAUUUCAUAUUUAAAAUAUAUAUAUAUUUAUGAUCAAGAAUUAUUGAUGGUUAUCGGAUAUUACCCAUAAAUAAGUGUAUUCUAAUAAAACACUUAACAAAAUAUUAUUUUGAUGUAAUAACACCUUACCUUGAUGUCAUUAAACAGAAGCCCCUUAAAGGUUUUUUCACUGUGCUUUGAACACUUUAAACACAACCUGUGACUUUUCCUCCCCAUGGUUCUUUUGGAUAGCAUAUACUAACUUUAUCUUGUUUAGAAAAGGGAUAUGAUUAUGGUGAUGUUUAUGCUUUUUUAUCAUGAUGAAAUGAUAAACUAAUAGCUGUUUUAAAAAAUAUUUUGGACUAUUCAGGGAAGGAGGGGGUUAACACUUAACUUGCUGUCUGUCGCAAUGUCAUGGCAUGAUUGUGUUUUCCUCUGUGAUUUGUUAACACACACAUGCACAUACACACACAAACCUACACAUGUCAUGUUUCGUUUAGGUUGGCCUUGUCGUGAUAAAUGCAUGAAACAUUGUAGGAUCCUACACCGCUUCACCGGGUAACUUAAGUAGCUUCAAGUCCACUAAAUCUUGUUUUUCAUCAGUCAUGACUCUCAUUCGCUUACAACAGACUUGACCUUUUUGGUUAUUUUUCACUUUUCAAGUAACAGCUGAAGUUGGGUACAUUGUUUACUUUUUAUUUGGAUUUAAAGCUAUAGUGUGGGUUCUUUCUGGCUUGGCAUUCAGGUAGUGGCUCUGGUUCAGACAAUCAAAUGUGUAUCACAGUUUAUGCAGAUUUAAGUGAUUGUGAAACAGGAUUGAGACCAUUGGGAUUGGAUUGGGAAAAGCAGGUGUUUUACGUAUUUUACUCGCAUCUCCAAGAUUUGACACCUCCUGGCCAUUUCCACUCUUUUCCACAUCACUACAUACAUACAGUUUUAAGUCAUGUUACAUUUGUAUUGACAGAAUGUGAUUUGCUCGACUCAAAAACAGGCAAACACACUGUUUUCAAUCAUAUGCUAGUUACCAUAUGAUACAUUAAAGCAAAGACCCAGUGAUGUAAAACUCACAGCAACAGAAAAGUAGUGAAAAUCGGACAUGUCACAUAGCUUUUAUGCUGCAGUGGUCAUUUAAGGGAACUAUGUGAUGACUGUUAUGGAGGUAUUGAUUUUAUAAGCGCUACAGGCAACAGAGAUAAUCCACUGGUCAAAGGCAGGAGGAGCUCCAAUAUAAGAAGAGAGUUAUUUUUUCCUGUCAGGGAGAUAAGUAGAUGUUACCUGACUUCCAGAUAUCCACCCAUUGUGUUGAAUAAUGUCGGUCACAGGCUCGAAACGGCCAAAUUUUAUUUUGUGAUCCAGACAAGCUCAACUCAUCUGUGCAAACGUGUUUGGCUGGGUCACUGCAUGAUUAUGUGACCUUGCUGCAGGUUCAUAAAUCUUUCCUUAUCUUCAUGAUUGGGUUUCUUAUCUUGCGUACAGCCUACGUUCUUUUAUUUUCUCCAAAAAAUAACCCAUGACAAGAACACCGAAACGAAAUGUUCAUUACCAUGCAUAUCAGAUAUUUUGCAGUGCUCUUUCUUUCUUUGUGUCACAAGUCAAUACAGUAAAAAAUAUAUACGGUGAAUGAUUUUCAAUAGCUACCCACUCCUUGUAGUGCAGUGUAAUACCCUAGAGACAAUGCAAUAGAUUCUCCUUUUUGCUUUUUGUCUGUGUAACUUGGGAAAUUAUUUUUUACAACUCAUGAGAAACAUGCUCCUCUCCUUUUGGCACUUGGACCUUGAUAAACAGCACAAAAAGAGCAGUGUUGCAUUUAUGCAAGGCUGUCUGUUUCCGUAGAUAUGAGAGAUACCUUUAGCCAGAGAGGAAUGUAAAUCAUAGGGGGAAAUAUAUAUUAUAUAAAGUUGUAUAAUAUACAAAAUAUAUAUGAACCAAUGUUAUUUAUGUGAAUUUAAGUCCAAUUAAAAGUCUGAUCCCAAA
This is a messenger RNA of Eleginops maclovinus (Patagonian blennie), 6218 nucleotides long. It is a transcript of the gene mid2, whose product is annotated as midline 2. NCBI's taxonomy places the organism in Eukaryota, Metazoa, Chordata, Actinopteri, Perciformes, Eleginopidae. Gene Ontology annotation, biological process: protein localization to microtubule. Gene Ontology annotation, molecular function: zinc ion binding; microtubule binding. The coding region runs from base 541 to 2862 and encodes 773 amino acids. The transcript has 12 exons. Gene Ontology annotation, cellular component: microtubule. The record is from RefSeq and is a predicted model, not a curated record.